This is a messenger RNA of Capsicum annuum, 625 nucleotides long. RefSeq lists its product as uncharacterized. Bases 177 to 383 code for a protein of 68 amino acids. The record is from RefSeq and is a predicted model, not a curated record. The transcript has a single exon. NCBI's taxonomy places the organism in Eukaryota, Viridiplantae, Streptophyta, Magnoliopsida, Solanales, Solanaceae.
UCAUGAAAUAGCUCUAUCACAGAAUGAUCAAAAGGCCAAGUACAAAUGUACUACGAGUACUAUAUAUAUAGCUCAUGUAACAUUAUUCUUUCCAAUCAUUCAAACAACAAGUUACGAAUAAAGGGUAACUCCGGAUCGAUUGCUUCGCAUAUUGAACGUCGAUUGAUUCGAUCGAUAUGGUUUGUUUUUGCUUUUUGGUGGAUCAGAAGAGGAUGAUGAAGCAGAGUAAGCCCGUGGCCGGCUCGUGUUCGCGCUGCGGCCACAGCGCUCAAGUUGCGGAUAUGCGGACCGCUACCAGAUUUUGUUACGUUCCCUUUUACUGGAAAUCUUGGAAGGCUAUUGUUUGUUGUUUUUGUGGUGCUAUUCUGAAGUCUUACAGAUAAUAUAUAAUAAUAAUAAUAAUAAUCAUUGAGUACGUACUCUAAUAAUUCUGCUUGAUAUAUAUAUAAACUUAUAUGUUGAUAUUAAUGUAGAGAUUCAGGACGUACUAUAUGUAUAUGCUCUGUACUGCAUACCUAAUAGUUAUGAAGCCAUCAAGGCAAAAUUUCUAACUUCGUACAUAUUACAUACAGCCUUUGUAUCUGUGAUCUUGAUAAUUUUGAAAUAAAGGGUUUGUUCUUUUCGA